AUGAAAGCUAAAAUGUUUUAUCUUUUUAACUCCAAAUUACUUCAAAACUCAAGUAGUUAUCAAACAUUAAGCUUAAAACGUUUUAUAAAUUCUGAUCUAAAACCAAAUAUAAAAGAAACUGCAAAUUUAUUACUUACAAAUGAUGUUCCACCACUUGUUGACUUAUAUGGACGUAAACAUGACUAUUUACGAAUCUCCCUAACCGAAAAAUGCAAUUUAAGAUGUCAAUACUGCAUGCCGGCCGAAGGUGUUAAGCUUAGUCCCCGUGACAAAAUAUUGUCUAAUGAAGAAGUUUUAAGAUUGGCACGAGUGUUUGCCGCACUUGGUAUAAAUAAAAUACGGCUAACUGGUGGCGAGCCUACAUUGAGAAAAGACCUUGUGAAUAUUGUUCAGGAAUUGACCAACAUCCAUGGGAUAUCGACAGUGGCAAUGACAACUAAUGGUAUAGCCCUAACCAGGAAAUUACCUUCGUUACAACGUGCCGGUCUUUCAGCUUUAAAUUUGUCUUUGGAUUCACUGAAACCAGAACGUUUUGAGCGCAUGGCACGAAGACCGGGCUUACCUCAUGUGCUGGCCAGCAUGGAUUUGGCGCUGCAGCUUGGCUUCAAAUCUGUUAAAAUUAAUACUGUACUUAUGAAAGGUUUUAAUGAUGACGAAAUUUGCGAUUUCAUUGAACUAACUCGCGACCGUGAUAUAGAUAUAAGGUUUAUAGAGUUCAUGCCUUUCUCUGGGAAUCGUUGGGAGAAAGGGGAACGUAUGGUUAGUGAGAAGGAUGCUAUCUCUGCUGCAAUCGAGAGAUACGGUGAUUUGACACCGCUUCCUCCUACACCGUGUCGCACAGCUACGCUGUGGCAAGUGCCAGGUUACACUGGUCGGGUCGGUUUCAUAUCGUCCAUGACGAAGCCGUUCUGUUCAACUUGCAAUCGUCUUCGACUCACAGCUGAUGGUAAUUUGAAGGUGUGUCUGUUUGGGGAAUCGGAGACCAAUCUCCGUGAUGCCAUACGAGCUGGUGUCAACGAUGAUGAUAUUGAGACCUUGGUCCGAAGCGCUCUAAGAAGGAAGUUACCACGACAUGCUGCGGAGCCGCGGCGACUGCAGGCGCGGGCGUUCUGCACCAGUGCCAGCCAUCAAACCCCUCCUCCCCCCUCCCGCCGCCGUCUGCCUCAGGAGACUGAAGAGGACGGAGUCAUGACGCACCUGGACAAGUCGGGACGAGCUCGUAUGGUCGAUGUAGGUGAAAAGCCGGUGACUGUUCGAACUGCUGAAGCGGAAUGCUAUCUUGUAGUAGGAGCACGCCUGCUACGUCUAUUGCGCUCGUCCGGCGUACCGAAAGGGGACGCGCUGACAGUCGCUCAGGUAGCCGGUACAAUGGCGGCUAAGCGUACAUCAGAUUUAAUUCCCAUGUGCCAUCCACUAGCUUUGACCUUGGCUCGUGUGAGAGUGAUGUUACCAAAGGAGAGUGAGCGCGGGGGAGGGGGCCGUGUACGAGUGACGUGCCAGGCGCGUGCUACAGCGAAAACUGGUGUGGAAAUGGAAGCGCUGACUGGAUGUUCCAUAGCGGCGCUGACUUUGUAUGACAUGUGCAAAUCCGUGGACAAAAACAUGCAGAUUACUGACCUUAAGGUGAUAUCGAAGACUGGUGGCAAAAGUUCCUGGGGUGAUGUAGAACAGAAGGAAGAAGAGGAUGUUGGACCUAAAGUACGCGAACAUGAUACGUCGCCGCAUGCACCCGGAGAGACAUACGUCCCUACUAAUUUGUUAUACUUUUAG
Molecule: messenger RNA, 1770 nt
Organism: Danaus chrysippus (African queen)
Lineage: Eukaryota; Metazoa; Arthropoda; Insecta; Lepidoptera; Nymphalidae
Source: the annotation of a GenBank genome assembly